Tinamus guttatus (white-throated tinamou) is the source of this 3520-nucleotide messenger RNA. The record is from RefSeq and is a predicted model, not a curated record. Lineage: Eukaryota; Metazoa; Chordata; Aves; Tinamiformes; Tinamidae.
AACCACAGCUGCUGUAGUGUCUAAUCCCUCCUUUCACCUCGUCAGGGCUGCGGUCGUGAGGCGCUCCAAUACCAGUCCCAUGGGCUUUAUGAAGAUGGGCUCCUGUUCUCCGGUACCUGCAGACACUGCACAGGCUGUUGGGCGCAGGUUGUCCACAGGAUCUUCCAGGCCGUAUUCUCCUUCACCACUAGUUGGAACCAUACCUGAGCAGCUUGGACACUGCUGUUGCGGGCAGCUUCAAGGGCAUGAAUCAAGGAGUAGAAACUUUUCAGGUUCUCCGAUAGCACCGUCUCAGUCUCCACAGUCACUUUUGCACUCGCCACAACCAAGCAGGCCAGGCAGCCUGGGGACGUCACCUACCAAACACAUGGGAUCGUCACCUCGGAGCUCAGACUGGCUGUUCAAAACUCCAUUGCCCACAAUCAUUGGCUCUCCUACUAAGGCAACAGCUCCUUUCAAAAUACCGAAAACUCAAGCGUCCUCCAACCUGCUAGCCCUGGCGAGCCGCCAGGGCCCUGUAGAUGCCUCUUUGCAGCCUAAAGACAUUGUUGACCCAAGAGACUUCACCCACUUCCACUCCACGCCAGGGAAUGAGAAGCAGGCAGCAGAACAGCACAGCAAAGCUGCGUUUGGCAGAUCAGUCAGUACGGGAAAGCUAUCGGAUCAACAAGUAAAGACUACCCUUGGUGGCCAGUUGUAUCAAGGCAGUACAGACAGCCUCAAUACAGAGCGACCUAUGGAUACAGCUCCUGCAGGGGCCUGUGGCAUUGCAAUGGCACCUCCUUCCAUGGGGAGCGGGGCAAGUUCUCGGGCUGUCAUGUUCACUGUCGGGUCCCCUCCGAGCAGCACCACCCCUCCUACUUGCACCCAUAUGAUCCUCAGGACGAGAACCACCUCGGUUGGAUCAAACAGUUCUGGAGGGUCUCUCUGCUCUACUAGUGGCCGUGUAUAUAUGGGCUCCCCUCCUGGUAUUUAUAUGGGUUCUUCUCCUCCGGGGGCCGAGGCAGCUCCGAGUCUGAAGUACAUGCCUUAUGGUACUUCGCCUCCCAGCUUAGAGGGCUUUAUCACUUUUGAAGCUCCUGAAUUGCCUGAGGAAACUUUAAUGGAGAGAGAACAUACGGACACACUGCGUCACCUAAACAUGAUGCUGACAUUUACAGAAUGUGUCCUGGAUCUGACAGCCGUGCGAGGAGGGAACCCAGACCUGUGCACUUCGGCAGUUUCCCUGUACCAAAUCCAAGAGAGCAUAGUUGUGGAUCAGAUCAGCCAGCUAAGCAAGGAGUGGGGACAAGUAGAGCAGCUGGUGUUGUAUAUGAAAGCUGCCCAGCUACUAGCAUCUUCUCUGCAUCUUGCCAAAGCACAGGUCAAGUCGGGGAAACUGAAUCCAUCCACUGCUGUUAAGCAAGUUGUGAAAAGCCUCAAUGAGAGAUACAAAUUCUGUAUUGGUAUGUGCAAGAAACUAACAGAAAAGUUGAAUCGUUUCUUCUCGGAUAAGCAAAGGUUCAUUGAUGAAAUCAACAGUGUAACUGCAGAGAAACUCAUCUAUAACUGUGCUGUAGAAAUGGUUCAGUCAGCAGCUCUGGAUGAGAUGUUUCAGCAAACUGAAGAUAUUACAUAUCGAUACCACAAAGCAGCCUUGCUGCUGGAAGGACUGACUAAAAUACUGCAGGACCCUGCAGAUAUAGAAAAUGUACACAAAUAUAAAUCUAGCAUCGAGCGAAGGCUUUCUGCACUUUGCUAUAGCACAGUGGCUGUGUAUGAGCAGUAGGAAUAUCCCAAGGACCAGAUGGUGUGAACAUAAGGGACCACAUCAGUGAUACUGCACUUUUUUUCACUACAGCUUAAUUGUUGUCCUUGUUCUGCCCCAUGUGGAAGAUAAUUAUUACAUUUCUGUGGUGACUACCAAAGAAACAGCAGCAUAUUCAAAGAAGAGAAAUUCCAAAAGUACACUUGUAGAAAACCUGCCUUACUGAUCCAGCAGCUUUUUUUUUUCCCCUAGCAGCAAAAUUUAAGAGCAUCUGUUUUCACAUUUCAUGCUGAUUCUUGUGCGUGUGCUUUGACUUGAAUGACAGGGGCUCUUUCCUCGUGAGGUAUAUAGAGUGGAUCCUUCUGCAUCAGGUACAAAAAGACAUUUCCCUCUGAAGAUUCCCUCAGUUCUUUGUGGAAAUAUUUUUUAAUUCUCAUUAAGAGGCGGCUGAGUGAAUUUGGGGAACCCGAACCAUGUGCAAGUGCUGUUGGCACUUUUGGAGUUAAGCUGGCUUGGAUCUGGGCUCAUAUAUGGCAAACUUGGCUCAGCUUGACAUGCGAGGGGAUGGUAAGGAAGCACUUUUUGACAUGGUGGAAAUUUGGUAAUGGAAGAAAAUGCGCUCCAUGUGUGCAGAAUCCCAGUGGGUUUUCAGCUGAUGUGGAUACAGCUUGAUCUUCUUCCAAAACACUGUUUUGCACUAAUUUACUAAAGCAACUGUAUAUUCAUUUUUGAAGAACUAUAUAAAAGAAAAAGAAGGCACAAUGGACUUGGCUGAAUUUCAUUUCAGUGUAUAUAAAAUUCUUCUAAGAAUUUCAAAUGUAGCUUCUAGAAGACUUUCAGACAAACUAAAAACUUGUAUUCAUGUGAACCUUUCCAUUUUAUACCUAUUUGUCUAAUACUUGAGUAACUACUGCUCUGGACUUUCUCAGUAAUAGAAAUGCUUUGAGUUGCUGGUUGUUUGCUUCUUAUAUAGAUUUGGUUGCAUCUUUUGUUGUGCAUGCGAUAUGUGCAUUGAUGCCUGCAGUCUCUAGGGUGUAAUGACAGUUCUGUAGUUCGUUGCUUGGGCAGUAUUACAACAAAUACUGUAAAAUGAGAGGUUCUGCAAGGAGCCGUAUAAAAACAGGAGAGAAAAAAGGGAUUUGGGAUGCUGAUACAUUGACGUAGAAUUUCUACGUAUGGUGUGUGAGAAAUAGGGAUCGUUUUGUGUGCAUUUUGGAGGAGAGGUGGGAAGCUUCAUUUAGCCUUACAGGCAUUAUCGUUUCAAGCAUCCCAUGAGAUCAUCAGGACAGUUUUGCAAAGUAUUUAGGCAGAUCAGCUUCUCUGGAAAUGGUUCCUAUACUUUAUUUUUGGGACUCUUUUGUUACUCAACUGCUUGAAUACUUGAAUAAACCAUUCUCCAGGACAAAAUCAUUUAAAUCCUCUUAAACACAGUGGUCUGAACUAUUUGACAAAACUGUACAGGGCUUACACAUCAAAAUAUCGUUUCAGUGUUCGGAUAACCAUGUGUUUCCUUUACUUUGACAGAGUAAUGUACUUUUUACCUUAUUUAUCUGUAUGAAAUUCCAACAGUUAAUUUGAAAUUGUUUAUAUAAUGUUUGUACUUUUAAGUCUUUAAUACGGUGUUUCUACCUCUCCUUUGUAAUUGCAUGCAUUAUUCUUGAAACUAGGUAAUAACUCACUGAACUGUUGCGUAAUAGCCUUUUUAUUAUGGCCUGUAUAAAUGUAUAUUAAGGUAAAAUAAAUACUGACACUAGAAGUGUUUCUAUGGUAAAA